AUGUCCCCUCCCGACCCCAUCAUAGUCAUCGGCGCCGGCGUCCUCGGCCUCUCCGUCGCGCACACACUCCAAACCCGCCACCCCAGCACGCCCCUCCUCAUCAUCGCCACCGAACUGCCCACAGACCCCCAAUCGCACUACACGCCCGACUACGCCUCCCCCUGGGCGGGCGCCCACUACCGCCCCAUCCCCGCCACCACGCCACAACUCGCCUCAGAGCGGACCCUCGCCCUCUCCACCGCCACCACCAUGCAGCGCCUCGCCUCCACGCACCACCCCUCGACCACGGGCCUCGCCCUCCUCCCCGCAAUCGAGUAUCUGGAGCGGCCCGGCCCGGGCGAACUCGCCCUGCGCACCGGCGACACCUACGCCUCCCCCACCGACAACUUCCGCAUCUUGGCUACCUCGGAGCUGCCCCCCGACGUGCAGUGGGGCUGCGCCUACGACACCUACUGCGUCAACACGCCGCUGUACCUGCGCUGGCUGUUGCGGGAAUGCCAGAAGCGCGGCGCCCGCGUGCUGCGGCACCGGCUCCCCAACGCGAAAGCCGCGUUCGGCGCGGCGGAGAAGUUGGGUUUUCCGGGGGCGCGCACGGUCGUGAACUGCAGCGGGCGGAAUUUCGACGGGGAUGCGAAGGUGGGGAUCAUCAGGGGCCAGACGGUGCUGGUGCGGCGGGAGUUUGACAAGACGGUUACGCGGCAGUGCGGGGAUGGGAGUUGGAGUUUCUUGAUUCCCAGGCCCGGAGGUGGGGGCACCAUUGUGGGUGGGACGAAGGAGGUGGGGGAUUGGGAGGGGGAGGUGAGGGUGGAGACGCGGGAGCGGUUGUUGAGGAGGGCGAGAGAGUGUUUCCCGGAGUUUGCGCAUGGGUUGGGCGCUGAAGAGGUGGUGAGGGAUGUGGUGGGGAGGAGGCCGUGGAGGGAGGGUGGGCUGCGGAUCGAGAGCGAGGAUGUAGGGGGUGGAAAGACGGUGGUGCAUGGGUACGGUGCUGGGGGUAGGGGCUUUGAGCUGAGCUGGGGCGUUGCAGAGCAUGUGGUGGGACUGGUAGAAGAAGGAGGGAGAUUGAAGGCUUCGCUUUAA
Messenger RNA from Cyphellophora europaea CBS 101466, 1077 nucleotides. RefSeq lists its product as uncharacterized. The transcript has a single exon. Gene Ontology annotation, molecular function: FAD binding; D-amino-acid oxidase activity. Lineage: Eukaryota; Fungi; Ascomycota; Eurotiomycetes; Chaetothyriales; Cyphellophoraceae. The record is from RefSeq and is a predicted model, not a curated record. Bases 1 to 1077 code for a protein of 358 amino acids.